Bombina bombina (fire-bellied toad) is the source of this 6560-nucleotide messenger RNA. RefSeq names its product ADAM metallopeptidase with thrombospondin type 1 motif 16 (gene ADAMTS16). Gene Ontology annotation, cellular component: extracellular matrix. Gene Ontology annotation, biological process: proteolysis; extracellular matrix organization. Gene Ontology annotation, molecular function: metalloendopeptidase activity. The coding region runs from base 395 to 4090 and encodes 1231 amino acids. The transcript is spliced from 23 exons. NCBI's taxonomy places the organism in Eukaryota, Metazoa, Chordata, Amphibia, Anura, Bombinatoridae. The record is from RefSeq and is a predicted model, not a curated record.
GAGAGCAAAAAAAGAGACUGGGAGAAAUCUUAACGCCAGACACCAAGGCAAAACAGACUGCUGCUACAUGUAUAUCCAACUCCUCUCCCCAAUAACAAUAGCUGCUUCCUGAGAACAAUUCCAUUACAAGACCAAUACUGAUAUAUUUAUAAAUAAAAAGUCCAACACUACUUGUUUACAUGAACAUUAUGCAGGAUCUGUUAAAUUGUGAACGAUCUUCAUUAAUAUAAAGGAUAUUUACCACUAUGAUUUGGAAUAUAUAUCAGCUAAACCUCUUCCAAAAAUACUGAUGCUGCAAAAUAAAACACAAAGUGCAUAGUAUUAUUGCACUAUGAAAUAUUGAAGUCAUCAGAUAUAUAUUUCUUGGACUGCAGUGGAUGAAGACAGUGGAAAUAUGGAUUUAAGAAGUGGUAUCUGGUCUCUACUGCUAGUAUUUGUUCUGCAAAAGAAUGCACCUGCACAUGCUGCUUUAAGGAGAUCUGUAGCAGCUGGAAGCCUUGUCUCCCCAUCUCAGGCAUUGCACUCUGAUAUCUUGCACAUCACUGAAAAUAAUGAUUAUAAUAUUGUGGAGGCUUAUGAAGUUGAUAGAGAUGGCAAAUAUGUCACACAUGACUUUAGUCAAACUCACAGAAGGAAAAGAUCGGCAGACAAAAGUGAGACCAAUCCAGUUCAUCUCAAGAUUCACGGAGCAGGGCAGGACUUGCACUUGGAAUUAAAGGUCUCUGAGAACCUUCUGGCACCUGGAUUUUUAAUUCAAACUUUUGGAGGUGGAAGGACUAAAUCUAUUGACACCUUUCCAUCACAGGAUUUUUGUUUUUACCAAGGAUCAUUGUUAUCACAUGCAAAUUCAACAGUUGCACUUUCAACGUGUAAUGGCUUGUCAGGCUUAAUAAGGACUCCAGAAGCUGAUUAUUUCUUGAAACCAUUACCUAUGAAUAUAGCACUCAAGCACAAUGAUUCUACUUCAGACGGUCACCAAACUCACGUGCUUUAUAAACGGUCUAUCGAAGACAACAUACGCACGGAUAAUGAGAUAACUAUAGUUGAGAGGCAACAAGAAUUGGAAAACAGCAACUGGCUUCAUCAGGAAAACCCAUCUCAUAGGAAACAACAACAGCCGACGGAUUAUAGGCAGGGACAGUCUGAAAAACAGCACUAUUGUGGAAGAAGAAAGAAAUACAUGCCUAAACCUCCAAAAGAAGACAUUUAUAUCUUACCGGAUGAAUACAGAUUCAAAGCACGAAGCCGGCGAUCUCUCACUAAACUUUCAAAGAAUGAACCUUUAAAUGUGGAAACUCUAGUGGUUGUUGACAAAAAGAUGAUGCAAAAUCAUGGUCAUGAAAACAUAACAACCUACGUGUUAACAAUACUCAAUAUGGUGUCUGCAUUGUUCAAGGAUGGAACAAUAGGAGGAAAUAUUAAUAUAGCAAUUGUUGGCCUUAUUCUUCUGGAAGAUGAACAGCCUGGGCUGGUGAUCGAUCAUCAUGCUGACCACACGUUGAGCAGUUUCUGUCAGUGGCAAUCUGGUCUGAUGGGCAAAGAUGGCAGCCGCCAUGAUCAUGCUAUACUACUCACUGGUUUGGACAUAUGUUCCUGGAAGAAUGAGCCCUGUGAUACUUUAGGGUUUGCUCCAAUAAGUGGCAUGUGCAGUAAAUACAGAAGCUGCACUGUUAAUGAGGAUACAGGUCUGGGACUGGCAUUUACCAUUGCUCAUGAAUCUGGUCACAACUUUGGCAUGGUCCACGAUGGAGAGGGAAACAUGUGCAAGAAAUCGGAAGGCAACAUAAUGUCACCAACAUUAGCAGGACACAAUGGUGUCUUCUCCUGGUCAGCAUGCAGUCGUCAAUACUUGUACAAAUUUUUAAGCUCUGCCCAAGCUAUAUGCCUUGCUGAUGAUCCAAAACCCGGAAAGGAAUAUAAAUAUCCUGAAAAGUUACCAGGAGAGCUGUAUGACGCCAACACACAGUGUAAAUGGCAGUUUGGAGAGAAGGCUAAACUUUGCAUGCUGGACUUUAAAAAGGAUAUAUGCAAAGCCCUCUGGUGUCAUCGAAUUGGAAGAAAAUGUGAGACCAAAUUUAUGCCAGCAGCUGAAGGGACUGUUUGUGGGCACGAUAUGUGGUGUCGGAGGGGACAAUGUGUGAAACACGGUGAUGAAGGACCCAAAGCCACAGACGGCCAAUGGUCAGACUGGUCUGCUUGGUCAACCUGUUCAAGGACUUGCGGGGGAGGCGUUUCCUACAGAGAACGGCAGUGUAACAAUCCACGGCCCUCCUAUGGAGGCAAGUUCUGUGAAGGAUCAUCACGGGUAUUUAAACUGUGUAAUAGCCAGAGCUGUUCCAAAAAUAGCAUUGACUUCAGAGCUCAGCAGUGCGCAGAAUACAACAGCAAACCUUUCAGAGGCUGGUACUACAGUUGGAAGCCUUAUACACGUGUGGAAGAACAGGACUAUUGCAAACUAUACUGUAUCGCUGAAGGAUUUGACUUUUUCUUUUCCUUGUCAAACAAAGUAAAAGAUGGGACCCCGUGCUCUGAACACAACCGCAAUGUGUGUAUUGAUGGGACUUGUGAGACAGUUGGAUGUGACCAGAUCCUUGGUUCCAAUGCAAUUCCAGAUGCAUGUGGUGUUUGCAAGGGUGAUAACUCUACCUGCAAGAUUUACAGGAACCAAUACACAAAACAGCUGUAUUCCAAUCAAUAUUACUCAGUAGUCUCUAUCCCUGCUGGAGCCCGUAGUAUUCGCAUCUAUGAAAUGAAUAUCUCAUCUUCAUAUAUUGCUGUGCGAAACCAGCAGAAGAAAUACUUCCUUAACGGACACUGGAUUAUAGAUUGGCCUGGCCAAUACAAAUUUGCAGGUUCAGUUUUUGACUACAAAAGACCAUACAAUAACCCAGAAACACUUACCACUACUGGACCCACAAACGAAACAAUUGUCAUUGAGAUACUGCUUCAAGGUAAGAAUCCUGGAAUUGUAUGGGAAUAUUCAAUGCCCAAAUCAGCGAAUGACAAAAGGACAACGCCUAAGCACAACUAUACAUGGGCCAUCAUCCGAUCUGAGUGUUCAGUAUCCUGUGGUGGAGGUCAUAUGAACACAAAAGAAGGAUGCUACAGAGAUAUGAGGUUUCAGGUCAAUACUUCAUUCUGUAAUGCUAAGAAUCGACCAGUCACAGGACUUGUUCCAUGCAAUCUACAAGCUUGCCCUCCAAGUUGGUCUGUGGGAAACUGGACAGAGUGCAGUCGAACCUGUGGGACUGGAGAGCAGUUUCGUCAAGUCCAAUGCGUGCAAAAAACGCAUUACAAAUUGGAAACUGUGGCAAAUAAACUAUGCUCCCUGUCUCCCCCUGCUCACAGGCAGCUAUGUAACGCUCAGAAUUGUCCACCGGCCUGGAGUGUUGGACCUUGGUCAGAGUGUUCUCGAACCUGUGGCAAGGGAUGGAAGAAAAGAACUGUGGUUUGCAAAAGUACAAAUCCUUCUCUCCGUGCUCAGAUUCUGCAUGAUGCUGCUUGUACAACAGAAUUCAAACCCAUAACACAAGAAAACUGUAUUGUUAAGCGAUGCAACAAACCAAAGAAACUGCAAUGGGUUGCAUCCAGCUGGUCAGAGUGUUCUACCUCUUGUGGAUCAGGACUUCAGAAAAGGACAUUGAAAUGUACAGAGAAAUAUGUAUCUGGGAAGUCUAAAGAUCUUGCUCAGAAAAAAUGCUCACAUUUGCAGAAGUCAAACAUUGAGUUGGAAAGAGUUUGUCAGCAGGCAGAAUGCCCGAGAUAUCCUUUCUACUCUACAUUUCAUCAACCCCGCGGAGCCUGGUACACUUCUCCCUGGUCUCAGUGCACUGUGAGCUGCGGUGGAGGUGUGCAAGUGCGUACUGUUCAGUGUAUUAGUAAUGGAAGACCAGCAACAGGGUGUCUCACCCUUCAGAAACCAGCUUCAUCACAAGCCUGCAAUAUCGGUUUCUGUCCCACAGAAAAAAAAGAUCCAUUCUGCAAGGAUUAUUUCAAUUGGUGCUACCUGGUUCCUCAACACGGAGUUUGCAGUCACAAAUUUUAUGGCAAGCAGUGCUGUAAAUCCUGUUCAAAAUCAAAUUUACAAUGAAAAUCCUACAGAAACAAAUUAAAGACAUUCUGACUACUUUCAAUUAAUGAAGAAGUCCAUAUAAAGGUGCUACAAUUUGUGUAGGAAUUUAGUAAACUUUUUUUUUUUUUUUUUUAAAGGGACAUGAAACCCAAAAAAUGUUCUCUCCUGAUUCAGAUAGAGCAUGUAAUUUUAAAGAAAUUUCCGAUUUACUUAUUAUCAAUUUUGCUUCAUUCUCUUUUUGUCCUUUAUUGAUGCAGCAGCAAUGCACUAAUGGGAACUAGCUGAACACCUCUGUAAACCAAUGGCAAGAGGUAUAUAUGUGCAGACACCAAUGAGCAUCCUUUUCAAUAAAAUAUACCAAGAGAACAGGGUAAAUUUGAUAUCAGAAGUUAUUUGGAAAGUUGUUAAAAAUUGCAUGCUGUAUCUGAAUCAUGAAAGAAAAUUUUUGUUUUUUUUGUUGUCCCUUUAAUUGAAGAGACCACUAUUUCGCUAAGACUAUAAUACUGAGAGGAGUCAACGCACACCUUCAUUUGAAAAGGAGACAUGGGAGUGUUGUACCUGGUACCUACACUAUACGUGUUUGCUUUGUGGAGUCACAGAACUAUUUGAAGUCUAUUUUAUCUCAGGCUGGAAUAAGCCUGGGGCUUAUAAAAGUGGAGAUGAAGUUACAUGAAAGUGAUGCAGGUCAAGGGUUUUGGUUCAUCUUACCUCACUCCUGUUAAAAGAGAACUCUGCUAAAGUGGCUCUUUUAUGAAACCAGUAAGGUUCCCCUUCCAACAUCCAUUAAAAUCGAACUUCUGACAGCUUGAUUCAGGCAACGAAAUUCAUAUUUCAGCACUAGUGAUUUUACUGCCUGCUGUUAAACACUUGGAACACACUAUCUUUGCUGUAACACAACAUACUUGAGACAAUUAUCUAACUGAAACUAAAACUGUACUGUUUUAUUCAGAUUGCUAGUUUAGUUAGGAUAAAGAGCAAAAUGAUGUAUAAUGGUGCUAGCACUUCCCAUACUGCACUAGCAAUUUUUUUUAUAUAGAUUUUUUUUUUUAAGGUGCUUCUAUUUCAAAAAAAUGUUCAGCUUUUGCAGUAAUAAUGUAAAUGAAAUAAACAUUUUUUUCUGCAUUGGUUCCUUAUUAAUAGCUGUUUUUUGUUUUUGUUUUUUAAUUAUUUGUCACUGUUAAAGGGACAUUAAAGUCAUUUGUUUUAUUGAAUCUGUCAAUUUGGAACAUUUUGGAAAAGAAAAAAAAGGACAUUAAAUUCCAAAUGGAAUCCUACAAUACUGGGCUUUUUUCAUUUUACCUGCUGUAGUGAAUUGUUUGCUAUCUUUAUUUUGUAAUUUGAAAUAGCAGAUAUAGACUGUUCAAAUUGCCACCUAUACUGAAAAAUAUGAUUACAGCAAUAUUUAUUUAGAAAGGUUAUGUAAACAGGAUACCGGAAGUGUAACAAGCACUCACUGUAGGGUGGGAGAAAUACAUUUUUGUAUCUGAUAUGAUUGGUUUUGCUCAUUAAACCCCCCAAUCACUUACAUUAACUUUUUUAUUCCUAACUACUUGCUUUUGUGUAUAUAGAUAUGACAAUCAGGUCUUCUCUUUCUAAAGGCUCAUACCUCUUAAAUUGGAAUUUCCUUGAGAACAAGGAGUGGUGAAUUCAAUGAGCAAAACUGCUAUGUAAAACACAAAAAUAAAUCCUAAAGGCGCAAUAUCCCAUACAUUUAAUAUUCUGCAUCCAGUAUAACAAGUAAUUGGGAACACAUUAUUUUUUAACUACACAUAAUAAAAUGUAUAUUACUAAUCUCAUACUGUUUAAUAUCCCUUUAAAUUUAUUUCUAAAUAUUUAUUUUGUUUGCAUAUCUCUUCCACUCUAGUGCCUACAUGUUUAUGAAUAUUAUACACUUCUAUAAAUACAUUGACUAUAAUGUCCCUUUAAUAAGAAUUACUUGUUUGUUUGUUUUUUGCUUUUGGAGGCUAAUUUCUGACUUCAAUAUAGAUGUCAUGUUUGCCUUGUUCUAAACAGGCAGUAAGCAAUUGGUAAUAUGUAUCAGUUGUGCACAAACAUGCAUUUCCUGUUGGUUUCAGUAUUAAUUUAAACAGCUUUAAUUUGACCUUUUUGCAAACAUGUUAUAAUGUUUAAUUUCUUUAUUUCAUAUGCAUGAUGCAACUGUUUCAUGUUUAAUGUGCCUGUUACUCCAUUAAAGAAUAUUACAAGUUAGAGAUUUGUCUUAAACACCAAAAGUAAAAUGUUUGUUCUGGGUGAACUAAAUGAUCUGCACUCUGUAAUGAUAAGAGUAAGAUGAAUAUCAGUCUUGGUUAUUCUUUGGUUCUUCAUAUUAGCCCUAGUAACACUGGGCAGGAUUGCAAAUUACUCUAAAUAAUUGCUAAUCUCUCCAGCAGGGUUAAAUCAUGUAAAGUUUUACUACGUAAUAUUUAUAAUUUUAGUUUUGUUGUUUUGUUUUUGUUUUUAAAUAAAGUUUUUUUAAUUAAAAAUGUAA